UUCGGCAGUUGGGGCGCACAGGUUGCAGCAGCAGCAGUUGUUACAGCAGGCGGAAGCUUUUGCUGCUUGUGGAAGACACACAACGGGGAAAGCAUGCAAUCACUCGCAUUUCUUUCCUUUCGUCGUCGUCGCCGCCGUCAUCUUCCCAGCUGAGCCGGUGAUUAAGUCGAAAGCUCAUUCGGGUUUAUUUAGGAUACCACCACCACAGCGGCUCAGUGACGUUCUUCACCCCCUCCAUCCCUCACAAUCUUUUGGCUCAAACAAUCGCAUCUCGAAGGGUCCUGGUUUGUUGGUGCUGUUGCUGUUCAUGUUAAGGUGGAUCCGGUGGCGACAAAUCAGAGUAGCAGAGCAUACCGAAGAACGCCGCAGUCAAAGUAACGAGAAGGAAGGAACAUUUUUCGCUGCUGCGAAAGAGACAGACGUUUCACUGACAGCAGCAGGGCAGCGCUGCCAACCUAGCCGCGAGACAUGCCGUGCGAUGACUGAACAGAAUUCGUACUGUCAAACCGCUUCAUUGAAAAGCAAUCACCUUCGAAGCACUCGUCCAAUUGUUGCGUGAAUUUCACCCGAAAUAACUGAUCCACAAACUGCUGUCCCUCCGUAAUCGCCGCAGGACGUAUUUAACGCUGAAUCACUUCACUGGCAGAACGUGACCUGUUUGCAUCCAGUGCAUCCAGAGGGCAACCAAGCAUCAGCAACAACCGCAACAACAACACCAGCACGGCAAACAGUGUAAAGGCACAGUACAAGAGCACAGUUGCGACGCGAGAUGGCUGGCGCUAUGAUGAUCGACCGUGCCCAAUCGCACUCCCUGAACCGGCAGGACAUGACUAACUUUGCCCGCGACCUGGAGGUGGACGAAAACGACGAGGAACAGAUCCGACAAAAGGAACAGAAAAUUCUCGAACUCGGCGAAACGUACAAGAAGGAGGGCAAGGCCAAGGAGCUGGCCGAUCUGAUCAAAGUGACCCGCCCGUUCCUGAGCUUCCUGAGCAAAGCGAAAGCGGCCAAGCUGGUCCGUUCGCUGGUGGACCUGUUCCUGGAUCUGGAGGCCGAAACGGGCAUCGAGGUGCAGCUGUGCAAGGAAUGCAUCGAGUGGGCGAAGCAGGAAAAGCGCACCUUCCUGCGACAGUCGCUCGAGGCGCGGCUCAUUGCGCUCUACUUCGACACGGGCAUGUACACGGAAGCGCUGAACCUUGGCAGCCAGCUGCUGAAGGAGCUGAAGAAGCUGGACGACAAAAAUCUGCUCGUCGAGGUACAGCUGCUGGAGAGCAAAACGUAUCACGCCCUGAGCAACUUGCCGAAAGCCCGUGCUGCUCUCACGUCCGCGCGUACCACGGCCAAUGCAAUCUACUGCGCACCGAAGGUUCAGGCCACGCUCGAUCUGCAGUCGGGCAUUCUGCAUGCGGCCGACGAGCGCGACUUCAAAACCGCCUUCUCGUACUUCUACGAAGCGUUCGAAGGGUUCGAUUCGGUGCAGAGCAGCAAAGCGCUGACGGCGCUCAAGUACAUGCUGCUGUGCAAGAUUAUGCUCGGCCAGUCGGAUGACGUGAACCAGAUCGUCAGUGGCAAGCUGGCGAUUACGUACUCCGGGCGCGAUAUCGACGCCAUGAAGGCGGUCGCGGAAGCAUCGCACAAACGCUCCCUGGCCGACUUUCAGGACGCGCUGAAGCAGUACAAGAAAGAGCUGGAGGAUGAUGUGAUUGUGAAGGCGCACCUGGGCACACUGUACGACACGAUGCUCGAGCAGAACCUGUGCCGCAUCAUCGAACCGUACUCGCAGUGCGAGGUGAGCUUCAUCGCGGAACAGAUUGCCCUGCCCAUCGCCCAGGUCGAGAAGAAGCUGUCACAGAUGAUCCUGGACAAGAAGUUUAGCGGCAUCCUGGACCAGGGCAUCGGUGUGCUGAUCGUGUUCGAGGAAACGCCGGUCGACAAAACGUACGAGACUGCACUGGAAACGAUACAGCACAUGGGCAAGGUGGUCGACACGCUCUACCAGAAGGCAAAGAAGCUGACGUAAAACGAGUGGAGGAAGAAGAUGAAGAAGGAGGAGGAGGAGGAGGUGUGUGUGAGUGAGUGUACGCGGUUGUCCCUCACGAGACCCGCAAAACGGUUAGCGCAUAAUGCAAGUUAAUUAAUUUGUCUACCAUCUUAAAGCUCCCUCUGCUCUUUAUGUAGUAUUGUCUUUUUUUUUUUGUUCAAUUCAAAGAAACCAAAAUCUUUUGUUUUUUUUUUGCUGAACGAUCCAAACAACAAACAUUCUGGUUCAGACUAUCCGUUCCACACGAAGCCAAUCCGACUGAUGAUGAGCGUGUAAUGUUUAUCUCAAUUUCUCUAACCUUAGAAUUGGCCCAAGAGUUGAAAUUUGGAAAUAGAGAUUGGUUGGCAAACACUAAAA
This is a messenger RNA of Anopheles merus, 2398 nucleotides long. RefSeq names its product 26S proteasome non-ATPase regulatory subunit 11 (gene Rpn6). Gene Ontology annotation, cellular component: proteasome regulatory particle, lid subcomplex. Gene Ontology annotation, biological process: ubiquitin-dependent protein catabolic process. Gene Ontology annotation, molecular function: structural molecule activity; protein binding. The record is from RefSeq and is a predicted model, not a curated record. The coding region runs from base 770 to 2020 and encodes 416 amino acids. The transcript is spliced from 6 exons. NCBI's taxonomy places the organism in Eukaryota, Metazoa, Arthropoda, Insecta, Diptera, Culicidae.